This is a messenger RNA of Sphenostylis stenocarpa, 351 nucleotides long. NCBI's taxonomy places the organism in Eukaryota, Viridiplantae, Streptophyta, Magnoliopsida, Fabales, Fabaceae. The record is from the annotation of a GenBank genome assembly.
AUGGUUCUGCUAGAGAAGCUCUGGGAUGAUGUUGUGGCCGGCCCUCAUCCUGAACGAGGCCUUGGCAAGCUCAGAAAACUCACCACCCUCCAAACUGAUGAGGGAGAAAGUAGCAAGCUCCAGAAGAGCUUGUCGAUGCCGACCACACCGACAACCCCUUUGACUCCGACGACACCUACGACACCUGGAACGGGGCGUAAGGCUGACAACGUUUGGAGGAGCGUGUUCCAUCCUGGGAGUAACUCUGCUACUAAGACCAUCGGUGCUCAGCUGUUUGAUAAGCCUCUUCCCAACACUCCCACUGUCUAUGAUUGGAUGUACUCUGGAGAGACCAGGAGCAAGCACCGGUGA